ACAUUUAGGGUUACCUACCCAACCCUGCCUUUAGGGUACUUUUUUACCACAUCACACAGUAGGCUACAACUCCAGUGUACUGUGCAGUAGGCCUAUUUGCAAAUGGCACGCAACAUAUCCAAGAAAUUGGAUUGUAGUAGACUAAUCAGUGGAUUGAUUCAGGGACACCACAGGCACCUUUUAUAGUCUACAUGAAUAUUGGAGUUUAAAAACAAUUUAAAGUAUGCGAGGGCUUUCCUUGGUGUAUGUCGCGUAUCUCUAGCUCCCCUGUAGGCUUGGGUUACCAAAGCGCAUUGAAAUAAAGGGAGCCGUCGAACCAGUCUGGCUACUACUCUCUCUCCGGCACGGAAACUGGUUGCUGUUGGAAUACGGCACAACCAAAUUAUUUCAUUUCAAGGGAGACACAUUUACUUUACAUUCGGGCGUUCGUAAAGCCUACUACACAGGUGAAGAAAUUGAAAGUUGUGACACGCCCAACCUCUCAUCAUAGCUGCGCCCGAGAUUAUCGUGAAUUUAUUUGGAAUGCAGUAGCUCUGGAAAACAAUCAGAAAAAGAGUGUGAGGGAGGGAAAAAGAGCAAGACCAUGGCUCAGAUUAAACUGCAGAAUGUGGAGGACUACUAUGAGAUUGGAGAGGUUCUUGGCAGUGGUCACUUUGGGCAAGUGCGUGCGGUGCUGGAGCGGGCAUCCGGGGUCCGCUGGGCGGGGAAGUUCCUGAAGCUGCGUCGGAGCGCCAGUAGUCGCCUGGGCCUGGAGAGGAAGAGUGUGGAGAGGGAGGUGGAGAUACUGCAGAGCCUGCAGCACGCCAACGUCAUGGCCCUCAGGGACGUGUUUGAGAGUCGCGCCGAGGUGGUGCUCAUCGUGGAGCUUAUCAGUGGUGGGGAGCUGUUUGAUUUCAUAGCAGAGAAGGAGAGCUUGUCUGAGGAGGAGGCCAUAGAGUUCCUGAAGCAGAUCCUCAAGGGAGUUGGCUUUAUGCACACUAAGAACAUUGCMCACUUUGACCUCAAGCCAGAGAACAUCAUGCUGGCAGACAAGAUGAUGCCACACCCCCACAUCAAGAUCAUUGACUUUGGACUGGCCCAUCGCCUCAAACAGGGGGAGGAGUACAGGUGCCUCUCUGGGACCCCACAGUACAUCGCCCCUGAGGUGAUUAACUACGAACCCCUGAGCGAGGCAGCCGACAUGUGGAGUAUUGGUGUGAUAACCUACAUAUUGUUGAGUGGUUUGUCCCCCUUUCAAGGAGAUAAUGACGAAGAGACACUAAAGAACAUCGUGGGGAUGAUCUAUGAGUUUGAAGAGACCUAUUUCAACCAGACCAGCGCCAUGGCCAAAGACUUUAUUGAGAAACUGCUGGUCAAAGACCCAAUAGAGAGAAUGACAGCGAAUGAAUGUCUAGUACACCCUUGGAUCAAGCCCCUCACGCGUAAACAGGCGGCUAACAGAAGUCGAUCAUCCAUCAACAUGAAAAGCUUCAAGAAGUUCAACGCCAAGAGGAAAUGGAAGAUGUCGUUUAACAUGGUGUGGGCGUGUAACAGAUUAUUUCGCCUGCAGUUGCAGUGUAAAAGCAGGUCGCAGGAGGACCCGGAACUGAGGCAGUGUGAGAGCGACCAGGAGGACACGGAGACCAAGCCUGCUUCUCUCAUUCGCCGCAGACUCAGCAGCAGUUCCUAAAUAAGACCACUGGGGUCACUAACACAGCCUCAGACCACCUCUAUCCAUCCCACCAUGGGGAAAUGGAGAGAAGCCUUUUGUGAGUGAUGCACCGGUCAACAAUACUCUGAGUUACAGAAUGACUGACUAUGGCAGUGACAAUACGCGUAACGAACACGUGAUGUGCAGGUGCCUAAAGCCAGUGUUAGUCCACAGAGUUGAAUCUUAAUGUCUCAGACUUUGUUCCUGAUAAAACCAGUGUAGUUUACAAACCUCUUCUGUUGCUCUUCACGCCCAUUUGACCUAGGUGUAGCCAUUUUCUGAAAUGUAUUUGUCUGUGCCUUUUAAGUUUGACGCAUUUAUUUUCUGAAAAUGCCAAAACCUUUGUUUAGGUUUGAUCGUUUACAGGAUAGAGUUUGUCCCACUUAUAGCUAACCUCAAUUGCAAUUAUUCUGCCUUACAAUAUUAUGUGGUUAUUAUUUAGCCUCUGACACAUGUUCUGAUAUUGUUGACUGCUGUAUGCCUAUCAAAGGUCAAGACUUUUCCAAACUGAUUUUAUUUAAUUUUCUUAGACAUAUGCAUUUUAUACAAUUAACUAGAAAAAGUACUUGGUAACAUACAUUAUUUGAUUGUGUCAUAAUUUUGAUAUCAUAAGUUUAUACAGAGCUACUGUACUAUACACAGUUAUAGCCAUGUUUGAUAUUGUUUGACACUGACAUGUGUAAUGUAGUCUUAGUGUGUAGAGCCCUUAAAAGCCUUACCAAACAUUAUCUUAGAUAUACUUUAUUGAACAUUUCAACUAUCUUUGGSUUAUGUCAAGGGUCAAAUUUAUAGUUGUGUUUUUUAAAUGGAAAGCUAUUUUAUAACCUUGUGUAGGCUUGUUUUUUUAUAUAUAAUAAUGAGAGUUUAAUACUGACAACCAAGUUUUGUGUGAUGGUGAAUAAAAAAUGUUAGUCUAUGAUGUUAAAGCUAUUACAGUAUAUACAUUUGUUACUUUGAAAGCCCACAAUUUUAAAAAGACAGCAGACUAUU
Messenger RNA from Salvelinus sp. IW2-2015, 2680 nucleotides. RefSeq names its product death-associated protein kinase 2. Gene Ontology annotation, molecular function: protein serine/threonine kinase activity; ATP binding. Gene Ontology annotation, cellular component: nucleus; cytoplasm. The record is from RefSeq and is a predicted model, not a curated record. NCBI's taxonomy places the organism in Eukaryota, Metazoa, Chordata, Actinopteri, Salmoniformes, Salmonidae. Gene Ontology annotation, biological process: protein phosphorylation; intracellular signal transduction; positive regulation of apoptotic process.